Molecule: messenger RNA, 6749 nt
Organism: Clupea harengus (Atlantic herring)
Lineage: Eukaryota; Metazoa; Chordata; Actinopteri; Clupeiformes; Clupeidae
Gene: ecpas
Product: Ecm29 proteasome adaptor and scaffold
Biological process (GO): ERAD pathway; proteasome assembly
Cellular component (GO): nucleus; cytoplasm
Molecular function (GO): molecular adaptor activity
Source: RefSeq, a predicted model, not a curated record
GAAGCUGCUUCUUAGCAAAGCGCUAACAAAGAUUUGCGCUAACGGUAGCGGGCUAACUUACCCUAGCUCCAAAAGGUUGGAGAAUGAAAGGAGUGGCACAUUACGAAUAGUCCCCGAGUUCUCAGCGAACAUGGCAGCACAAGACGAGCUCAACCAGCUGGAGCGUGUGUUCCUGCGGUUGGGCCAUGCUGAGACAGAUGAGCAGCUGCAGGACAUCAUCUCUAAGUUCCUGCCGCCUGUGCUCCUAAAACUCUCCAGCGUCCAGGAGGGUGUCAGGAAAAAGGUGAUGGAGCUGUUAGUCCACCUGAACAAGCGCAUCAAGAGUCGGCCAAAGAUCCAGUUGCCAGUAGAGACGCUGCUAGUGCAGUACCAGGACCCUGCUGCAGCUUCCUUUGUCACCAACUUCACCAUCAUCUACAUCAAGAUGGGUUACCCACGGCUGGAGACUAGCAAGCAGUGUGAACUUGCCCCCACCCUGCUGACAGCCAUGGAGGGCAAGCCACAGCCACAGCAGGACAGUCUGAUGCACCUGCUGAUCCCCACUCUCUUCUACAUGAAGUACCCGAAAGACCCCUCCAAGCCCUCGCCCUUCCAGCUCUCAGAGAAGCCAAAGACCGCCCACCUGCUCUUGGAGUUCAUGCUGGACGUCCUCCUCAUGCCCUACGGGUUUGUGUUGAAUGAGCCCCCUUCCCGCCCAUCUCCUCCCUCCCCCCAGAGUGGGACUGCGGCGGGCACUGCAGGCCCAGGGGGUCCAGCGGGCGGGCAGGGUCUCCCCCAGCCGCCCCCCGGCAUGAGUGUGUACGCAGUGAAGCGGGUGAUCGGGGAGGUCCAGUGGAGCCCGGAGCAGCUGGAGCAGUGUAAGCUCGGAAUUGUGAAGUUCAUCGAGGCUGCACAACUGUGUGAAGUUGAGACGGUGAUUCAUCUGGUCGUCGCCUCCAGUGAUACUAGACAUGGCGUUGCCACGGCAGCAGACCUUGAGCUUAAGAGCAAGCAGAGCAUCAUUGAUUGGAACAAUCCUGUCAUCAUCAACAAGAUGUAUAAAGUCUACCUGGGAGACAUUCCCCUCAAGACCAAGGGAACAUCUCUGAAGCGGGAGCUGAAACAUGAGCCGGUGAGCACCAGGGUGAAGCUGAAGAUUCUGCCCCAUCUCCUGCGCUCACGCCUGGCAGCCGAGAGCUUCCCUGCCAACAUACAGGUGGUGUACGACGGCCUGUUUGGAGCGAACACCAAUAAUAAACUGCUGUCUCUAACUCUGCAAUUUGUGCAUCACAUCUGCAUGGUAUGUCCAGAUACUAAUAAGCCUUUGGGUCUGAUGCUGCUGAAUGGCCUCACUAAGCUCAUUAAUGAGUACAAGGAGGAUCCCAAGUUACUGUGUGUGGCAUAUUCGGCUGUUGGGAAGCUCUCAAGUCGAAUGCCCCAGCUCUUCACGAAGGACAUCGCUCUGGUGCAGCAGUUCUUUGAGUCAAUGUGUAAGGAAGAGGCAGAUGUGCGACUUGCCAUCCAGGAAGCACUGUCCAUGAUGGUGGCCGCCUAUGCUAACCUUCAGGGUGCGCUGCUCAAUCUGAUGGAGGCUCUGGUGGCUGCCUACAUAGCCAAGCCGGAGGUGCAGGUGAGGCAGGUAGCCAUGAAGUUUGCCAGCACCGUGUUCGCCUCGGACCACGUGCCCUCCAGAUACCUGCUGCUGCUUGCUGCUGGAGACCCGCGUGAGGAGGUGCAUGGUGAGGCCCAGCGUGUCUUGAGGGCUGUCCCGCACGAGCGCUCUGAGAAGGAGGGGGCCAAACCCCCCGUGCCCUCCUUCCCUGAGAUGGUGCGCUACAUCCAUGAGAAGGCUGCACAGAGGCUGAAAACUCCUGACAAAUACAUCGUGGGAACCACAGCUCUGCCCUUCAACCCCUCAGCAUUUGAAGAGAUCAUGAUGUAUCUGCGGAUGUGUUUGGCUCACAGCGCUGGGGCCACAGCAGUCUCCCAGAACAUGGUGGACAUGCAGGAUGACGCUCCUGCCAUCGGACGCUACAUCCUGUCCCUGAUCUCGGCCGAGCCGGCCCCCAAAGGAGACGAGGCCAAUCCUGUGCAGGUCUACAUGGAUCUUCUGCAGCAGCUGCUGACGGCUGUCGGAGCCAUUCCUGUGAUGUACUGCCUGCUGGAGGUGGUCUCUGUCUGCCCUCACAAACUCGCCCCCAAAUUCAUCGACAGAAUCGACUGGAUCCGGGGUAUGAUGAACAGCAGUAAGGAGGACAUGAGAGAGCUGGCGGCUCAGCUUUAUGCAGUGGUCAUCUCCACCAUGUCUGGCAACGAGCUCAAAAACGCCGUCCAGAACCUGGUCAAGAUUACCAAGGAUACCCACAGCCCAGAGGCUCAGCAUGCCGCCAUCUUGGCUCUUGGCUUCAUGGUCAGCAGGUACAUGAGCAGGAAGCGCCACCCGAAGUCUGGCAACACACCCAAUCAACAACAGCUCAUGGCUGCCACACCUGCUGAAGAUGACGAGCUCAUCGCCAGGGCCACCAAAACCAUUGGUUCCUUCAUGGACAGCAGCUCUCCGUUGCUGGCGGUGGCAGCGGUGACGGCCCUGGGGGAGGUGGGCCGUAACGGGGUGCUGCUGAUCCCCGCUGAGGGCGAGGGCUUCACCAAACUCAACCUGGUGGAUAACCUGCUGGCGCGCCUGCCCUCCGGGAAGGAGAGCACAAAGAUGAAGGAGCGUGCAGUGCAGACUUUGGGCUAUCUGCCAGUGGGAGACGGAGACUUCCCCCAUCAGAAGAAGCUGCUGCAGGGUCUCCUGGACUCAGUGGAGGCAAAGCAGGUGGAGCUGCAGUUUACAGUGGCAGAGGCCAUCACCAGCGCUGCCAUAGGAACCAGCUCAAGAGCCGCCCGCGACGCCUGGACCUGCACAGAGGAGGAAUACCAGCCACUCGACAAUAUGAAGUGUAACGAUGUGGUUCCAUGGGUCCUGAACUCCAUCCUGUCCAAGUCUGUGGGCAGUGCCAACCCACACGUGCGCCAGGCUGCCUGCAUCUGGCUGCUGUCCCUGGUCAGGAAGCUCAGCCAACACAAAGAGAUUAAGUCUCACUUGAAGGACAUCCAGACCGCCUUCAUCUCUGUGCUGUCAGACCCUGAUGAGCUGAGUCAGGAUGUGGCCUCUAAAGGCUUGGGGCUGGUGUAUGAACUUGGUGGAGAACAGGAUCAGCAAGAGCUGGUGUCCACACUGGUGGAGACACUGAUGACUGGGAAAAGAGCCAAGCAGACUGUCUCUGAGGACACAGAGGUCUUCCAGGGAGAGGCUCUGGGAAAGGCACCAGACGGACACGGUCUCACCACCUACAAGGAGCUGUGCUCACUGGCAAGUGAUCUCAACCAGCCCGACCUCGUCUACAAGUUCAUGAACCUGGCCAAUCACCACGCCAUGUGGAAUUCCAGAAAGGGAGCAGCGUUCGGCUUCAACAUCAUCGCUGCCAAGGCAGGAGAGCAGCUGGCCCCCUUCCUGCCCCAGCUGGUGCCACGCCUCUACAGGUACCAGUUUGACCCCAACGUGGGCAUCCGCCAGGCCAUGACCAGCAUCUGGGACGCGCUCGUCACCGACAAGACCACCGUUGAUAAAUAUGUGAAGGAGAUUCUGCAGGACGUCAUCUCAAACCUCACCAGUAACUUGUGGAGAGUCAGAGAGUCCAGCUGUCUGGCUCUGAAUGAUCUCAUCCGUGGGCGCCAGGCUGAGGACCUCAUCGAGUACUUGGCAGAGAUCUGGGAGACCCUGUUCAGAGUCUUGGAUGACAUUAAAGAGUCCGUGCGGAAGGCUGCUGAUUUGGCUUUAAAAACCCUCAGUAAGGUGUGUGUCCGUGUGUGUGAGUCAUCUGGAGCUGUGGCUCAGAGGAUAGCCGUGUUGCUGCCCACCCUGUUGGAGAAGGGCAUAGUGAGCAAUGUGACGGAGGUGCGCGCUCUCAGUAUCCAGACGCUGGUGAAGGUCAGUAAGACCGCAGGGAGCCGCCUUAAGCCGCAUGCGGCUCGUGUGAUCCCUGCUCUGCUGGAGGCUUUGAGCGUGCUGGAGCCACAGGUGCUCAACUACCUGAGCCUCAGGGCCACCGACCAGGAAAAGAGUGCCAUGGAUGCUGCUAGGCUGAGUGCAGCCAAAUCUUCCCCCAUGAUGGAGACGGUCAACAUGUGCUUGCAGCACCUAGACGCCCCUGUCCUGGGGGAGCUGGUGCCUAAGCUGUGUGACCUGCUGAAGAGUGGCGUGGGCCUGGGCACCAAGGGAGGCUGUGCCAGUGUCAUCAUGUCUCUAACUGUCCAGUGCCCUCAGGAUCUCACCCCAUACUCUGGUAAGCUGAUGGCCGCUCUGUUGAAUGGGAUCCAUGAUCGCAGUAGUGUGGUACAGAAAGCCUUCGCCUGUGCUAUAGGACACCUGGUCAGGACAGCGAAGGACAGCAGCAUUGAGAAGCUGCUGCAGAAGCUCAACACCUGGUACCUAGAGAAGGAAGAGCCGGUGUAUAAGUCGUCCUGCUGCCUGACCAUCCACUCCAUCAGCCACUACAGUCCGGAUGUGUUGAAGCGCCACGCAGGGCUGGCUCUGCCCCUGGCCUUCCUGGGCAUGCACCAGGUGACGGAGGAGGACCAGACUGAGAACAGCCCUGCCAGCCUGUGGGGCGAGGUGUGGCAGGACCAUGUGCCAGGCAGUUUUGGUGGCAUCAGGCUGUACAUGACUGAGCUCAUAGCUAUUACUCAAAAGGCCUUACAGUCCCAGUCAUGGAAGAUGAAGGCACAGGGUGCUGCAGCCAUGGCAACGGUUGCCAAGCAGCAGACGGGGUCGUUGGUUGCACCCCAUCUGGGCAUGAUUCUGACUGCUCUGAUGCAGGGGCUGGCUGGCCGCACCUGGGCCGGGAAAGAGGAGCUCCUGAAGGCCAUAGCAUCAGUGGUGACCAAAUGCAGUGGUGAGCUCCAGAAGCCUGUGGCUGGCCAGCCGAGUGUGAACGAGCUGGUGGAGUGUGUGCUGCGUGAGAGUCGUAAGGAGAGCAUGGUCUACAAACUGGCCGCUCUGCGUGCCACUGGAGAAAUCCUGGAGGCCACACAGACUGACCGCUUCACUGAGCUCAGCCUGAUUGUCUUCCCCAUCAUCAAAAAGAAUCGACCAGCGGGUGCGUUAUCUAAGAGGAGAAAUAAUGAGGAUGAUGAUGACGACGAUGAGAAGCAGCGAGAGCUGCAGAUGGAGUCGCUCCUCUGUGCGUUUGACACCGUGGGCAAAGCCUGGCCACGGAACCCACAGACGCAGGGUCAGUAUCAACUCGAGGUGUGUGCACUGAUGUGUGAGCGGCUGCAGCUCAGUACCUGGAAGGUGCAGCUAGGGGUGCUGCAGGCGAUGAAGGCCUUCUUUAAAGGGUUAUUGUUGUUGGAGAACGACCAUCAAGACUUCACUGUCUUGUCUCAGAUGUUGUCUGAGACCUCAAUGGCGCUUUCCUGUCCCCUCGAAAACAAGAGUUACUCCUCUGUGAGGUCUGAGGCCUUGACCGUUGUGGAACUGCUUGUUAAAAAGAUCACCGAGAGUGGCCAGUGGGAGUCUAUGUCCGAGAAGAGCCGUGGUCAGCUGCAACGGUCACUGGCCACCAUGGAGAUGGACAGUCGUCCUGAGUUACGGGAGAAAGCACAGGAGCUUCGCCGGAACAUUCAGGGCCAAACCUGAGUUCUGGAAGUUUCUACACCGCCAGCACAUGCUCCUGAGCCACUCAUGAAAUCCCAGAGGGCCAUCGCUACACACACACCACACACACACACACACACACACACACACACACACACACACACCUACACCUACACCUACACCUUCUACCUUUACAUAUUUCCACAGUGAUCAGAAGCAUUUUCAGCUCAAAACACGUGAUAAUCCAUCCUAUCCUCUGUUGUAGUCUUUUCCCCACCUCUUUUGCCCAGAAACCAUACUGGACAUUUUGGACUGCUCAAGUCAGUGGGCUCACUGACUGUUUCUCCGUUUGUGAUUUGCAGUGGUCUAAACAGCUCCCAAGUUUGUUAGCCCUCUUAACCCUGUGCGAAAGAGCAUUGUGUUUCUCUGAAGCCAGGGGGACUACAUUUUGUAUUAUGAAUUAAUUGUCAUUAUUAUUAAUCUUAUUAAUGUUUGGCUAUGGAUCAGAAGGUCUAUCCUCAUGGGAAGCGUGUGUGUGUGUGUGUGUGUUGUGGGAUCUCUGCUCAGCUGGGCGCUCUGGUCUCUGUGCUGGCUGGCCUUUGUGCUGCCUGCAGUGACCUCUACUGCUACUGCUGCAUCACACUGAUGCAGACGAGAGAAAGAGGAGGGGCAAGGCAGGACAGGGUGUUGUCCAAAUGGACACCAAUUCAAAGGGACUUAAAAAAGUUUUAGAGAGGCCUUUUUACAGAACAGAUAGAGAGCUGACCAUACACUGGAUUUCACAAGUAUAUUUCCAAACCUUCAUUACGUGGCUGUUUGUAAACGGCUGUUAUUGAUGAAGCUGUCAUGUAACAGUGUGGGGGGUAAGUCACAUUAAAAAGAAGAGAGCCAAUAUCAAGGCUGGGGAAGGUUUUGAAUUGAACAGAUGCUUUUAACUUACUGAAGCGCUUGGCGUGGCAUUUGAAUAGAUAAUCUCACGUUUGCAUGGCUCCAGGUGUGACGUCUAUUUUCAGAAAGUGUAAUGAAUAGGUUCGACUGAAGAUCUGGUGGGAGGCAUGCACCUUUGGGGUUUGCCCAAAUAUAAAUUGUCCCUUAAAAUGAAAACAAUAAAACUCUUCAUUGUGAGAAA